CCCGUCAUUUUCAAAAUGGCAGCAACAUUGCAAAUAAGCGAGUUUGAUAGUGAAGACCAAAUAACUAAAGAAAUAGCAAAACAAGAAGAGACAACGUCGUUGAAAUACAUAAUCUUGCGCAAAGACAAACGUUUUGGGCGAAAGGAUGCACACCCUUUGGAAGGAAAGAAGAUCAGCUGGGAGGUAAAAAGUCACCCAUUCAAUGGCGUUCCAUUUCAGGUUGUGGGCACAAGCACAUAUGAAUGCCAUCAGGGGAAAGACCGACAAGUAAAAGCUAAAGAGAAACAUGCUGCUAAAAUGAACAAGAAGGCGCUUGAAGACCAUGCCUUAAAGAGACGGAAACAAAAUACAAAGAAGGUGGACUGCAAGGCUUUAAUAAACAUCGCCCACAUUAUCCGCUUUCCUGGUUUUAAGAUUGAGGAGAGUACUGUGCGCUCUAAAAAGGAGGCCUCCAAAGAUCUGAAGGCAGCUCUAAGUGAAAAACCAAGCUCUGUGAAGGCAGAGGUUGUCUACUGUGUCAGGUUCCCCUCUCUCUCUGAGCAUAGCUCACACGCACUUGUUGGUGAGAGGUCCUCUAAGAAGAACUUGAAGAUGUUGCAGAAGCAAUGUGCAGGCUAUCUAAAAGAAAUCACAGACCUCACCUAUCAUCUUCAAGAUGAACAGUACAUGACUGGCCUGUCUUCACAUCUGCAAAGCCUAUUGCAGGAAAUGAAAGGACUUGUCCCACAGGAUAAAGAUCUCACACUGACCCUUUCCCCAAGGAAGAGAAAGGCUGAGGAGGACAUGGCCACCCUACCAACCCAGGGAGCAUCGCAACCUUUCACCGACAGUGUAGGACAGCAUGCAGAUUUACAGAACACAUGCGAAGAACCAUGUUUGCCAAACUGAGUGUGGACUGAGAUUGCUUGUAGGCAGGGAGCCUAGGGUGCCGGAGGAUGGCAGUGUGUGUGUGUGUAUAUAUAUAUGUGUUGAGUCUGUUUUUUUGUUUUUUUCAGAAUAUUUUAUUUUUGAGAGCUGGGUUUUGUGGUAACCCAAGCCUGCCAGCAUACUUGUUGUACAAUUAAUAUUAAAAUGGUAAUAAAAUAAAAAUACAAUUGGGUGAUAAUCCUGUAUGCAGUGGUGGAAAAAUAACCCAAUUGUCAUACUUGAGUAAAAGUAAAGAUGCCUUAAUAGAAAAUGAAAGUCACCUAAUAAAAAACUACUUCAGUAAAAGUCUAAAAGUAUUUGGUUUUAAAUAUACUUAAGUAUCAAAGUAAACAACUGCUAAAAUAUAUUUAAGUAUCGAAAGUAAAAGUAUAAAUCAUUUAAAAUUCCUUAUAUUAAGCAAACCAGACGGCAACAUUUUCUUGUUCUUUUUAUUUAUGGACAGCCAGGUGCACACUCUAACCCUCAAGACAUCAUUUACAAAGGAAGCAUUUGUGUUCAGUGAGUCUGCUAGAUCAGUAAGGAUGACCAGGGAUUAGUUAUGUGUGAAUUGGAAAAAUGUUCUGUCUUGCUAAUUCAAAAUGUAAUACUUUUGGGUGUAACGGAAAGCAUAGAUUAUUUGAUGAUGUUGAAAUGGUGCUGGAAUAGUGGAGGCAGCUCCUGUUUUCUUUGUGACUUGCAAUAACACUCUGUGGUUCUAAAUCAAUAGUUGUUUACUAGUCAGAAAAUGUCGGAAACAUUAACCUGCUUGACCAUGCUGUAGGUCAUUUAAUACCACAUGCUUUGUGGACUUCACCAGACAGCUGUUGCUCUCUGGUUUUGUGAUGAAACAAAGGUGUGGUUGAAUUUGUACUGUCCCAGCCCUGGCUAUACUUCAGCCCAUAAUGGCCUCUCUCAGACCUUCUCCAGGUAACGCCCAACUGUCAUCUACAUCUCAUACAUGAUCAUACUCUGAAGAUUCUGAUGCUGUAAAAUAAGGUGUCUCUAAGCUGCUGGUGUGGAUGUUUGGUUAUUACCUGUGUAUGUGGAUGGAUGCUGUGUUUAAUGGGGUGCUGUUGUUUUCUGUAAAUCCUCUCCAUGGCUGUUAUAUAACGUGUGUUUCUAUUAUUAACCUGUACUCUUACCACUGAUUAGCUGUUCUCUCGAUGCAGGAGGUGGGUAUUUCACUGGGUGCAAUGGGGAGAUUAUGGCUGGUUAGUCCACCUUUGGAACUUAUGUUAUCUUAGUACAUAUUUGUUUCUAUUUGAUAGUCAAGCUAAAUAACUUCAAGUGCAUACAUUAUCCUAAUUUUGUCGUAUUUCAUGUCACUGUUACUGCGCAGUUAGCUGAUUAUGACCACUUCCCAUCAUUGAAUAAUUUUUCCUGACUUUACAGGAAAAACCUCUUCCCCCUAUCUAUAACUUGAGCCCAUCAUUUUCAUUGGUUUCCACUAGUUUCUAUCAUCCCCAAGGUCCUGUUCCACUGUCACCGAGUCAGGUUCCACAGCCACAAAGUUAGAUUCCACAGCCACAAAGUCCAAAUUAGCUACAAAAUUAGCUUUUUGGUUUAAAGUUAGUGUUAGGCAUACGGUUAGGUUGAAAAUCUCAUUUGAAUUAGAUAAAUUGUGGAAAUGGGCAUGGUUUGUGACUGUGUCUAUAAAAGCUACUGACGACCCUU
Molecule: messenger RNA, 2580 nt
Organism: Oncorhynchus nerka (sockeye salmon)
Lineage: Eukaryota; Metazoa; Chordata; Actinopteri; Salmoniformes; Salmonidae
Exons: 5
Coding region: 16-888 (290 amino acids)
Molecular function (GO): DNA-binding transcription factor activity
Source: RefSeq, a predicted model, not a curated record